Molecule: messenger RNA, 1338 nt
Organism: Eimeria mitis
Lineage: Eukaryota; Apicomplexa; Conoidasida; Eucoccidiorida; Eimeriidae
Exons: 9
Coding region: 1-1338 (445 amino acids)
Biological process (GO): mRNA splice site recognition
Cellular component (GO): U2-type prespliceosome; U1 snRNP
Molecular function (GO): mRNA binding
Source: RefSeq, a predicted model, not a curated record
AUGGAUGAAAUGAGAGCUACGCUUGACUCCCUCAUGGGGAGAGACCGCAACGAGUACGGGGCGAACGCGAAGAAGGGCGCAUCCUUCAAGGCGGAAUCCGUCUGCAAAUUCUUUUUGCUGGACUUCUGUCCGCAUGAUCUCUUCCCAAACACUCGCAUUGAUCUCGGCCCGGAGCACAGGGCCGACCUGAAAGUUGCCUUCGAGGCAGAUCCUGAAAAGGAGUUCUAUCAAGCGCUGUUCGAAACGGAGUUUGCACGCUACUUGCAGCGCUUGGUAGAUCAAAUGGAAAAUAGAAUUAAAAGAGUACAGCAGCGUAUUGAUGCAAACAACCAGCCAGUCGAACUGAGCAAGGAAAACGAAGAGAGGGUGAAUGCGAUGAACGCCGAGAUAUCUGAACUUUUAAAGCAGCAAGAUGAAGCCGGAUCAAAGGGAGACAUCGAUGCUGCAGAGAAGCUGAACGAGAAAGUAGCGUUUCUUCAGCGGGAGGUCUCCAGGCUGAAGAACCCAAAUGCGGAUAUCGCAACUAUACGGGAGUCCCAGCUGCGGGUAUGCGCGACCUGCGGGGCGAUGCAAUCAACGGGGGACGCGAUGUGCCGCUUCGAGUCGCAUGUCUCUGGGAAGCAGCACCGCGGGUGCGAGAAAAUUCGUUCGACGUUGGCAGCUUUGAAGGAGACAGAAGCUGAGCGGGAGGCGAUCCUCAAGAGGUACAAGGAGAAGCAGACGGAAGUUGCGGCAGCAGACAAACUCAGCAGACGCAGGGAAGCGGGACAACGAGACAAAGAACUCGAAAAAGACAGAGAGAGAGAUGCAGAUGAAAGAGGUGUCCAUAGAUACCGCCAGCCCAGAGACACCUCCUACGGAGGGGGGGGAGCCUCACACGACCGAGCUAGAGACAGGGACAGAGACAGGAGAGACAGAGACAGGAGAGAUAGAGACUACAGAGACAGAGACAGAUACUACAGAGACAGGGAUUACAGAGACAGAGACAGAGACAGGGACAGAUAUAGGAGUGGAGACAGGGACAGAGACAGGGACAGGUCCAGAUAUAGCUCAAGUUACAGAUCUGGAGAUCGAUCCCGGGAUCGAUCCCGGGAUCGAUCCCGGGACGUCCGACGCUCCAGGGAUCGGGAUCGAUCCCGGUCGCGGGAUCGCUCUAGGGAUCGGGAUCGAUCCCGGGAGGCGCGGCACCGGAGCAACGGAUCCCGUCACAACGAGGCUCACAAGGACACUGGAGCGGCAGCGAGCGAAAGCAGGGGAGACCCCAGAAAUGCCCUUCAGUCUUUCGUCCAUGCAGCAGCAAAUCCUGGCAGCAGUAGCAGGAUGCCGCACCACGACUAG